GGAAGGGAAAUGUGCUCAGGUGUAAUGGGAAGGGGGGGAGUCUUUAGGGCUGUAACGGUGCUGGAGUCAGUGUAUAGCAACAGCCUGCAUACCCAAGGAUAGGAGUAAAGUGAAAGACUCAGCUCUGUGUCGUACCCACUAUGUUGUGGACAGUGAGUCUCUGCCUGCUGUUGGCCGUGUCCUCUUCAGGAGUACCGCUGGAUAGAUACAGCACCAAAGGCCAGCAUAAAGUACUGCUCAUCUCCUUCGAUGGCUUCAGGUGGGACUACGACCGCGAUGUGGACACGCCGAAUCUGGACAGAAUGGCCAAGGACGGGGUCAAGGCCAGAUAUGUGACCCCACCUUACCUCACCAUCACCAGUCCCACACACUUCACCCUCCUAACAGGUACCUACUGUAGAUCGAUACCCAGGCACAACCCUUUUCUACAGGCUCCAAGAGAGCAGUGAUUCUGUGGAGGUUCAUGUUCAUGUCACGGUGGUCCUUUUUUCUCUCCAAUUAUUGGAUCACAAGUCAUUCCCAGUUUAGUUUAUAAGAAUUGUGAAUGCGACUGGAAAAAAGGAAUUAACUGUAAUUCAAUGUCCCAGGGUCCAGCAGCUUUCAGAGUUGAGUAAGAUGAUUAUGUUGGGAAGGCUGAAGGAGGAAUUUAUAUUUUCCUUGACAGAAAUACUCAUUUUUGACUUUUGAAUCAUCAGUGCCAGUUUAAAAGAAAUGUAACUUCCUUGAAAUUAAAUUCCUUUAAUCUCCAGUGUUGGUCUUAAGACCUUGUCCAAGAAGCGUCAUGGCACUCACAGGCUAUACAGUUGAUAGAAUUUGUAAUGUGAAUGUGGCAGACUAUGAAUAUUGAGAGAUUGACAGUGACUCUUUUCAGGGCGCUACAUUGAGAACCAUGGGGUGAUCCACAACAUGUGGUUCAACAUCACCACCAGUGAGAAACUGCCUUACUAUGCUACCCAGUUUAAGAAUGAGUGGUGGGACAACGGCACUCUACCCAUCUGGAUCACAGCCCAGAGACAGGUCAGAACAGCAGCACUAGAUGGACCUUCAUCCUAAAUCAUUCCUGCAUUUGCUUUACAGUAAUACAAAUGUCUGUGCAUAUACAGUUGAAGUCAGGAAGUUUACAUACACUUAGGUUGGAGUCAUUAAAACUCGUUUUUCAACCACUCCACAAAUUUCUUGUUAACAAACUAUAGUUUUGGCAAGUCGGUUAGGACAUCUACUUUGUGCAUAACACAAGUAACUUUUUCCAACAAUUGUUUACAGACAGAUUAUUUCACUUAUAAUUCACUGUAUCACAAUUCCAGUGGGUCAGAAGUUUACAUACACUAAGUUGACUGUGCCUUUAAACAGCUUGGAAAAUUCCAGAAAAUGAUGUCAUGGCUUUAAAAGCUUCUGAUAGGCUAAUUGACAUCAUUUGACUCAAUUGGAGGUGUACCUGUGGAUGUAUUUCAAGGCCUACCUUCAAACUCAGUGCCUCUUUGCUUGACAUCAUGGGAAAAUCAAAAGAAAUCAGCCAAGACCUCAGAAAAAUAUUGUAGACCUCCACAAGUCUGGUUCAUCCUUGGGAGCAAUUUCCAAACGCCUGAAGGUCCCACAUUCAUCUGUACAAACAAUAGUACGCAAGUACAAACACCAUGGGACCACGCAGCCGUCAUACCGCUCAGGAAGGAGACGCGUUCUGUCUCCUAUAGAUGAACGUACUUUGGUGCGAAAAGUGCAAAUCAAUCCCAGAACAACAGCAAAAGACCUUGUGAAGAUGCUGGAGGAAACAGGUACAAAAGUAUCUAUAUCCACAGUAAAAUGAGUCCUAUAUCGACAUAACCUGAAAGGCCGCUCAGCAAGGAAGAAGCCACUGCUCCAAAACCGCCAUAAAAAAGCCAGACUACGGUUUGCAACUGCACAUGGGGACAAAGAUUGUACUUUUUGGAGAAAUGUCCUCUGGUCUGAUGAAACAAAAAUAGAACUGUUUGGCCAUAAUGACCAUCGUUAUGUUUGGAGGAAAAAAGGUGUGCGAGCAAGGAGGCCUACAAACCUGACUCAGUUACACCAGCUCUGUCAGGAGGAAUGGGCCAAAAUUCACCCAACUUAUUGCGGGAAGCUUGUGGAAGGCUACCCGAAACGUUUGACCCAAGUUAAACAAUUUAAAGGCAAUGCUACCAAAUACUAAUUGAGUGUAUGUAAACUUCUGACCCACUGGGAAUGCUGAAAUAAAUCAUUCUCUCUACUAUUAUUCUGACAUUUCACAUUCUUAAAAUAAAGUGGUGAUCCUAACUGACCUAAGACAGGGCAUUUUUACUAGGAUUAAAUGUCAGGAAUUGUGAAAUACUAAGUUUAAAUGUAUUUGGCUAAGGUGUAUGUAAACUUCCGACUUCAACUGUAUGCAUGUACUGUGUGUGUGUGUGUGUGUGUGGACGUGUUUAACUAUACUUGUGGGACCAGAAGUCCCCACAAGAAUAGUAAACCAAGAGAAAUUUGACCAACUGGGGACAUUUUGUUGGUCCCCAUAAGGUCAAAUGCUAUUUCUAGGGGGUUUAGGGUAAAGGUUAGAAUUAGAGUUAGGGUUAGAAUUAGGGUUAGGGUUAGGGUUAGGAGAUAGGGUUAGGAGCUAGGGUUAGGGUUAAGGUUAGGUUUUUGGGUUACGGUUAGGGUUAGGGUUAGGGGUUAGGGAAAAUAGGAUUUUGAAUGGGACUGAAUUGUAUGUCCCCACAAGGUUAGCUGCGCAAGACUGUGUGUGUGUGUGUGUGUGUGUGAGACCUCUCUUCAUCCUAAUUUUGUCCGUACAGGGCCUGAGGGCUGGCUCUCUUCACUUUCCUGGCACGCAAUCCACCUACCAGGGAGAGACCCAGACGGUGAAGGAUGUGGAACCACGGUUUUAUGACUACAAAAAUGAGACUAAAUGGAGAGAGAACGUAGAGAAGGUGAUGGGCACCUGGUUCAGUGAGAUGGACCUGGACUUUGUGUCACUGUAUUUCGGGGAGCCUGAUGGCACAGGCCACAAAUACGGGCCUGAUUCCCCUGAGCGGAGGGAGAUGGUCAAGCAGGUGGACAGAACAGUGGGCUUCAUCCGCAGCUUGGCUGAACGAAAAGGACUUGCCGAUAGUCUCAACAUCAUCAUCACCGCUGACCACGGCAUGAGCAAUGUGUACCGCAACGGCCUGGUGAAGGAGAUCACCCUUUCCAGGAUCCCCGGAUUCUCCUUCAGAGAUAUAGCAUUUCACCUGGUGGACUUUGGGCCCUCUGGGAUGCUGCUUCCCAAGGAGGGCAUGCUGGAUAAGGUCUACAACGCCCUGAAGGGGGCGAACCCUCACCUUCAUGUCUUCAAGAAGGAGGAGAUGCCUGAGCGUCUUCAUUUUGCUAAUAACAACCGCAUCCUACCCAUCAUUCUCUUCUCUGACCCUGGAUAUGUCAUCAACGGGGUGGGUUCAUAGCAUGUCUCUAUAGUAUUUUGUAAUAGUUGUUUGCUUAAACAAAUUAAGACGUUUUUGUUAAGGGUUUCCGUCACGCACAGAACCAAUUUCAUGCACACAAAAAGUGAAAUGAAGGCAUACUUUAACUUUUGUGAGACUAAACAUGCAUAUUGUUGUAGACUUUCCAAUUCCAUGCUUUACUGUGAAUUACUGAUUAGAGGAUUGGCCUCAGUGAACAUAGUAUGAGCAAAGAAGCUGGUUUAAAAAUAACCAUGCAGCCUAUACAGUAUAUCUUCAGGCAUCUAGAAUAUUCUAUCACUUCUAUAAUAUACAGUACAGUAUGGCACAUCCUCAUGCAUCCUCCUGCAUGCAUUAUGAGUAUUCUGAUAACAUGCCAUAUUUCAAUGGACUACAAACAUUGAAGGAAUUACCAAGUGAAUUUGGCUUGUAGCGAUGGAGAAAAUGGAAUAUUUUAGACCGGAAAACUCUAAUCUUAAUACAUUACAAUUUUAAUCAAGUGCAUUACCACCUUCCCAGGAUAAUCCAGGUUUGGCUGAUGGCAUGCAGAGCUCUCUAAUUCUUCAUGAAGCUAUUCAUGCCACAAAAUUCAACAUUAGCAUUUACAUUUGGCUCAACCCUGCUGCCUGCAACUUUACCACUGAAAGUGCUACAUCACUCCAUUGAGUGAUACUAAAUUUGAUUCUCAAUUUUGCAUACGAGAGAUGGCCACUACACAUCAACAUACUGUAAAACAGAAAUAGCAAAAUGGCUAAAUUACAAAUGUCUUCAAAUGCUAUACUGACAGUAACCCACCAGAGGUACUGAUUACACAUGAACGCAUAUAAACUCAUUGAAGGCUGUGGUUACAGUGAGGGUAUCUGGUGGAGUUCAGUUGACCUUCAGUGUAAUAUCUGAUUAUCAAAAUACACAAGUUCAGGGUAUUUGACCCUCUUGUGUUAUCUCCUGUUUAUGGACCCUUUGUUUAGAAAUUUCAAAAGAUGCUCCUCUCAGUUUUAUCAAAGCAAAUGUUAUGCAUGUUCAGAGAAGGGUUACGUAACAUCUAUGAUAAUUAGCCUACCUUCUCCCUGUGUAUCUAAAUAUAUCAGUGUAUUUUCUGUGAACAAAGUGAAGAUUAAAAAUGUGUCUGUGUAACUGUAUCGCUUGCUAUUCAUACAAUCCAUCGUAAUAUCAAUUUCAUGAUCAAAGUAGUCAUCCUGAAUGACCAAAGGAACUAUGUGAUGUUUAGGCCUCUUUAGUUUAUGAAAGGAUUCCCUCUUAACCUGGUUAACAACAGUCAUUUUAACAGUAUGCGUCUAAUAAUGGAGAACAGGGAAAUUCUCCCGUCUCUGUUCUUAUAAGCACUGAGCAGAUUUCAUGGUUGCUCAAGCAACACUUUCCUUCAGUUGGUCAACAUCUCCCUCUGCUGUCCAGUUGAGAGUACAUCAUAGAAAGACAAGUUGGACUUCAGGCUUCCCAUUAUGAUGAUCAAUAUGAAUUUCAACAUUCUGAUCAUUCAUGAUUUCACUUCUCUUACUCUAAAUGGAGUCCUACAGAUUUGAUCACCCUGACUCUUCUUGGCUAUUUGUCUCUACAGUUCCUCCCAGUGCAGUUCAACACAGGGGAGCAUGGCUUUGACAACGAAGAAAUGGACAUGAAGCCCUUCUUCAGGGCUGUGGGGCCGGUGUUCCAAAAGAACCUGGAGGUGGGCCCCUUUGAGACAGUGAACAUAUACCCCUUGAUGUGUCACAUACUGGGCAUCAAGCCUGAUCCCAACGAUGGCCACCUGGAUGCCACAAAACACAUGCUGAUCUCUACCACAGAGGGUGAGUUUAUAUCAGGCUAAUGACUCUGCACUCCCUAUGGCCCACAAAGUGUGUUCCUCCAACACCUGCUCCUUCAUUACACAGCCAAAGUAAUCUAUGGUCUAACGUAAUGUAUAUAGAAUGUACAAAUAUGCAACACAUAACAGAAAUUAUAAAAUUGGAUAAAAAUUAGAUGAAUAAUGUCUGUAUUGUCUUUCAGACACAUCCAUGUACACAAAUCAAACGAUAUUACAUUUGCAUUACGGCUUGUAUUUCAGACCUCCGUCAGGACAUAAAAUCAAAUAUCUUUAUUGGAUUGGCAGCAGUGGCUGGAUUUCUUGUUGUGGUCUUCAUAGCGCUUGUGUCAUUUAAUGCAUUCAAGAAGGAGACAAAUAAUAGAAGGUAUGUAUGUCUGCAUAUGUACACAAAUCAAUGGGAAUUGGAAAAUGUGAAGAAGACUUGCCUGAACAAUCUGAUAUAUAGAAAUGUGUGUAAUGUACCUAAGGGGUGUUUUCCCCUUGGAUACCAAUUUGCGAGCAUGUAAUAACUGAUACAGGCUCAGAUAUUUGUUUUAUUCUCCUAAUGGUUAAAGGGCAAAACAAGUAAAUGUGUUUUUGGGAUGCUUGAUCCUAGUUCUGUAGUUAAGGGCAACUGAUACCUCAAACAUACAGUAUUAAAAUAAACAAGCAGAAGGAUAUUUGCCCACUGGCGAGUAAAUAGUGUUCCAAAAAAUGUUGCUAUAAAUGCUUUAUUUAUUUUGUUUACUGCCAAUGUUGGAUUCCGUCAGUCUCUCAGCUUCUGACACUGUUUCUUCCUCUGCCAUAACUCAAGACAAUAAUGGACUGAUUGGAAGCGUUCUAUAGUCAAGGUGUAAUCCCUAGAGACAGGUAAACAAACUGAACGAUUCGAGCAGUGGAAACAAUCUGUAAGGGGUAAAAAUAAAAAGGACAUGUCAAGUGCUCUAUCUGUAUGUUAAUACACUUGAUGGUCAGGCUAGAUAUGGGCUGUCAAUUAGGGACAGAGACUCAGAUGUUUUGCAUGCUGGCUGAGCUCCGGAUUGAUCUCAAUCUGUUCAAGUCCUGUUGCUGAUUGUAACCAGCGGGAUACUGACUCUGCAGAGGCCUAAUUGGAUAACAUGGUGCAGAUAGGCUACAUAAAGUUAUAGUUCUGUAAACCUGAAUGUUUGGGUAUUCAUGGUUUAAACAUCUCAUACUUUUAAGUCAUGCCACUGGUUUAGUCCUCACACUGAAUGUGAAAUUUACAUUUUAGUCAACAUAAUCAAAGUCUAGCUUAUUGCAUGGUAGUGAAUGAUAUAUCAAGAAAGGGCUGUAUUUCUGUGCCUGCCUGCCUGCCUGCAUUGAGGAUUCCUAACUUAUUCCCAAUUGUCCAGAACGUAUCAUUCUUUCCUAUGUUUCAGCUCUGAGAAGUCACUGCCUCCAGGAGGAAAGGAAGAGACACACCAAACUGCCCUUUAAACUGAACCCCAAGUGAAAUCAUUUGCCACUGACAUCUGAAAUGGAUAAACAAAGGGACAUCACUACUUAUGACAUUAUUAUGGACAUACUCUCUAAAAACAACCUUAUCACAGACUAGUGCGCCCUCUCCAUGUUGAGACUGACACCAUGCAGACUGAUCAGAUAUGUUUUUUUCCUUGUGAAUGUAAGCCCAUACAGUCACCAUGCCACCUGGGACAACUUAUGCUUUAGCAAUUUGCUAAAAGGAUGUAUUCUCUAAACAACUGAUUGGUGUCAUGAUACACUGAUGAGAUCAGUAGACUACAGCUACAGUAAAAUAAUACACAGCUAAUCUGAAACUAAAUCUCUGGACAAAACACCAGUUCAAAAACUUGACAAAUUGUAUACUCUGUGUGACAGCAGUGCAGACAUGCAUUUUAUGAAAGUUGUGUUUAAUUAUAAAUCUAUUUAUCUGAUUUACAAGUUAUCUUUUUUGAAAUCCUGACCAUGAACAAAAUAAUUGUUUGUGGUUUUGUUCUGGAUGGCAGUGAGUGAGUGAGUGAGUGAGUGAGUGAGUGAGUGAGUGAGUGAGUGAGUGAGUGAGUGAGUGAAUGGACCUAUUCCAGGUUUGUGUAUGAAUAAGUUAUAUAAAUAAAGGAAUGGAAAUACCUUUCAACAUUCUGUUUAGGAAAACGUCCUGUUCAUUAACACAUACAGUGGCUUGCGAAAGUAUUCACCCCCCCUUGGCAUUUUUCCUAUUUUGGUACCUUACAACCUGAUUUUUGGGGGGUUUGUAUCAUUUGAUUUACACAACAUGCCUAC
Messenger RNA from Coregonus sp. 'balchen', 7485 nucleotides. The record is from the annotation of a GenBank genome assembly. NCBI's taxonomy places the organism in Eukaryota, Metazoa, Chordata, Actinopteri, Salmoniformes, Salmonidae.